Chenopodium quinoa (quinoa) is the source of this 2488-nucleotide messenger RNA. RefSeq names its product probable inorganic phosphate transporter 1-3. The transcript has a single exon. The coding region runs from base 1 to 1599 and encodes 532 amino acids. The record is from RefSeq and is a predicted model, not a curated record. Gene Ontology annotation, biological process: transmembrane transport; phosphate ion transport. Gene Ontology annotation, molecular function: phosphate transmembrane transporter activity. NCBI's taxonomy places the organism in Eukaryota, Viridiplantae, Streptophyta, Magnoliopsida, Caryophyllales, Amaranthaceae. Gene Ontology annotation, cellular component: membrane.
AUGGUGAAAGGACAACAACUAGAAGUGCUGAAUGCACUUGAUGUUGCGAAAACACAAUGGUACCAUUUUACAGCAAUUGUGAUUGCUGGUAUGGGAUUCUUUACAGAUGCAUACGAUUUGUUUUGCAUCUCUUUGUUGACAAAGCUUCUAGGCCGCAUUUACUAUGAUGUACCUGGAGCAAGUAAGCCAGGAGCAUUGCCUAUUAAUGUCUCAGCUGCUGUAAGUGGAGUUGCCCUUUGUGGGACUCUAGCUGGACAACUCUUCUUCGGCUGGCUCGGAGACAAAAUGGGGAGGAAGAAGGUGUAUGGUAUUACAUUAGUUAUGAUGGUUGCAAUGUCCAUUGCCUCUGGUCUCUCCUUUGGGAGCACCGCCAAGAGUGUCAUGACAACACUUUGCUUCUUUCGUUUUUGGCUUGGAUUUGGUGUUGGAGGAGAUUACCCUCUAUCUGCCACCAUCAUGUCUGAGUAUGCUAAUAAGAAGACUCGUGGAAGUUUCAUCGCCGCUGUCUUUGCUAUGCAAGGUAUGGGUAUCUUAGCUGGUGGGAUUGUUUCCUUGAUUGUUUCAUCCGCAUUUGAGGCCAAAUUCAAGCCUCCCCCUUACAAAGUAAACGCGGUUGCCUCCCUACCACCGGAGUGUGAUUACAUUUGGCGUAUUGUCUUGAUGUUUGGAGCCAUACCUGCCGCCACAACAUACUAUUGGCGUAUGCAAAUGCCUGAAACAGCUAGGUACACUGCUCUUGUGGCAAAGGAUGCUAAGCAAGCUGCUUCAGACAUGUCCAAAGUUCUCAAGGUUCAAAUAGAUGCCGAGGAGGAAAAGGUUGACAAAAUAGCAAAGAGUGAGAGGAAUCAAUUUGGACUUUUCACAAAACAAUUUGCUCGCCAAUACGGUCUUCGUCUCCUAGGAACUACCAGCACGUGGUUCUUACUCGACAUUGCAUUUUAUAGUCAAAACCUUUUCCAAAAAGAUCUUUUCACCUCUAUUGGGUGGAUCCCACCAGCAGCAGAUAUGAAUGCUAUUAGGGAAGUGUAUAUGGUAGCAAGAGCUCAAACCUUGAUCGCUCUUUGUGGAACUGUCCCCGGAUAUUGGUUUACUGUUGCUUUCAUAGAUAUUAUUGGUCGUUGGUGGAUUCAGAUGAUGGGAUUCUUUUUCAUGACCGUCUUCAUGUUUGCUAUUGCCUUUCCUUACAAAUAUUGGCAACAAAAAGAGAAUCGCAUUGGGUUCAUUAUCAUGUAUGGGCUCACCUUCUUUUUUGCCAACUUUGGUCCUAAUGCCACUACCUUUGUUGUGCCUGCUGAGGUCUUCCCAGCUAGAUUGAGAUCUACAUGCCAUGGUAUAUCUGCUGCAACAGGAAAAGCUGGUGCCAUAAUAGGUGCCUUUGGAUUUGUGUACGCGUCACAAGAGAAAGAUCCGGCUAAGAGAGAUCAUGGUUAUCCCGCCGGAAUUGGGAAGAGUAAGUCUCUUAUCGUGCUUGGUGUCAUCAACUUCUUAGGUAUGGUGUGCACUCUAAUGGUUCCUGAAUCAAAGGGUAAGUCUCUUGAAGAAUUAGCUGGGGAGGUUGAAAUCGAUGAAGUUGAUGAUGAACGCAAGGAAUCUGCUUGAUUUAAACUAUGGUGACUUGAAGAUGUUGCCUUCUGGUCAAUUCCAGAAUUACCAGAUUUUUAAAAUUAUUUUUACCUCUUGUUUUUGUUAUUUGUAUUGAGCACCAAUGAUUAGUUGGGUUCAAAACCCGCUUGCCUUCAUAAUGUUUUUAAAAUUAUUUAUUUUGCUACUAAUUAAAAGUAGCUAAUGGAUAUUCCAAUACAAAGUACUCCAUAUAACUUUGUACUCCUUUUUCAAAUAUACUAAAUAUGUCUCUUUUUAAUAAUUCAUUGUCGCACUUUUUUUUUUAUAUACUUUCUCUAUUGUUUAUUUAUUUAUUGCACCAUUAGCGCUUUUAUGUUUGUCAAUGCAUACUUUGGUUAUUUAUGUAUAUAGUUAUAAUUUUGCAAAAAAUUAUAUAAUAUUUAUAUUUAAAAAGUAAACCUAAAAAGUCUUUAUGGUGCAAUAAAAGUAAAAUGGAAGAAAUAUUUUUGUACAAGAAUAUCGCACUUUUAUUAAUAAUGUCAUGAACCCAAUAAAGUUUAAUUACUUCUCUUUUCUCACUAUUAUACUACUUGGUAAAAAUUAUUGUGACAAUGUCAUUCUGUUUCUUAGUCAAAAAUUUUCUCACCAUUUCAAAAAAAAAAAAAAAAAAAAAAAAAAAGUACUUUUUUGUUAUUACUUAUUACUCACCUCACCCCAAUGUUGUUCAAAAGUUUACCUUUUCAUACAUCCCAUGUUAGUUUGAACACUUUUUAUUUAGAAAAGACCCUACUUUUGUAAAGAAAAAAAAAAAAAAAAGAAGAAGAAGAAAAGACCCUACUUAUUUCUCAAUGAAUGAAAAAAUUACCCCACUAUCUUAUGUCAAAUCUACUUUUAUCGAUUAAUAAAAUAACACCUCGUCACUAUU